Anopheles cruzii is the source of this 733-nucleotide messenger RNA. It is a transcript of the gene Sumo, whose product is annotated as small ubiquitin-related modifier 3. The coding region runs from base 111 to 410 and encodes 99 amino acids. Gene Ontology annotation, molecular function: ubiquitin-like protein ligase binding; protein tag activity. The transcript has a single exon. Gene Ontology annotation, cellular component: nucleus. Lineage: Eukaryota; Metazoa; Arthropoda; Insecta; Diptera; Culicidae. Gene Ontology annotation, biological process: protein sumoylation. The record is from RefSeq and is a predicted model, not a curated record.
CGAGAAAUUGUGCCGUGCUUGACGAAACGUGCCUAGCCAAGUUUUCGCAUUUAUUUGCAACAAAUCCGCAUCAUCGGCUCCGAAAAGCUAUCACCACGCUAACGUAAAACAUGGCCGACGAAAAGAAGGAUAACAAAGGAGGCGAGUCGGAGCACAUCAAUCUGAAGGUGCUCGGGCAGGACAACGCCGUGGUGCAGUUCAAGAUAAAAAAACAUACGCCGCUGCGAAAACUGAUGAACGCCUACUGCGACCGGGCAGGCCUGUCGAUGCAGGUCGUGCGCUUCCGCUUUGAUGGCCAGCCUAUCAACGAGAACGACACGCCGACGACGCUGGAGAUGGAGGAAGGGGACACCAUCGAGGUUUACCAGCAGCAGACCGGCGGAGCAUUCCUGGAUGGCGUUACUUUGUAAAUUAGUGUUAGGUUACCUAUCUCUUCUCCUGCUCCUGCACCCUGCGCACCCUUCGUGCCGUCGUAGAACAAGAAAACCAUUCGUGCACAAGAUGGCAGGAUUUUCUUUGGCGAUGAAGGAGACGUUUGAUUUUUUAAGAGACAACCGUAAAAUAAGCCUUCCUGCAAAUCCUGGCGUUCUUUGCGAGCAACGCGACAAAAAUGAGAAUAUUGAAAUAAACGCACCUUUAGGUUGAAAUAUACCCCCUAACCCCACAACCCUGGAAAUCGUCCUGUAAAUCCACCAUAAACGAGCAGCAAAUAAACUGAAGUAAUCUCAGAAAG